Messenger RNA from Dermatophagoides farinae (American house dust mite), 1416 nucleotides. RefSeq names its product endoplasmic reticulum resident protein 29. Gene Ontology annotation, biological process: protein secretion. Gene Ontology annotation, cellular component: endoplasmic reticulum; endoplasmic reticulum lumen. The record is from RefSeq and is a predicted model, not a curated record. Lineage: Eukaryota; Metazoa; Arthropoda; Arachnida; Sarcoptiformes; Pyroglyphidae.
UUGUUUAUUUUGUUUGUCUUGAAUCGUUUAUAUUCAUGUUUAAAUUGUUUCCUUUUAUUAUUUUUUUUUCAUAAACAAUCAAAUAAAAAAUGGCAACAAUUUUAAUUUUAUUAUAUUAUAUAGGCCAACAACAUUCAUUUGUAUUUUCUAUGGUUAAUAACGGUGCUUAAUAUGUCGUCAUGACUCGUCGACCACCAAUCCACGAUGAACACGUAAUCAUUCAAUUCAUCGAAUUUAUGAAUAAAUUUGAAAAAAUUUCAAUAAAUUGCAUUCAAAUCAAAUUUUGAAGCCAGAAUUUUCAUUAUUUUUUUUUGUUUUUAUUGUUAUCAAAAUUAUCAUACGGCAAAACCAUGAUUUCUUUCAAUGUAUUAUUGAUUUUAUCAUUCAUAUUGUCGGCAAAAAUUGUUUAUUCGCAAGAGGAUGAACUAUUAGUGGCUAAACUUUCAUAUUUUAAUGCGAAAAAAAUAAUUUCCAAUUUUAAAGCUGUUAUUGUAAAAUUUGAUGAAAGUUAUUCAGUGAACCCAGAUAAGGAUGCAGAGUAUAAAAUUCUUGCCGAAGAAUUACGUUUCAGUAUGGAUAUAUUUGUUGGACAUAUUGUCGUACCAUAUCAAGCUGAUGAUAUGGAUAAGAAUGAAAUGACCGAAGAACAAAAACUGGCCAAACAAUAUAAUAUUACUGGUCCUGAGAAUAUGCCUGUCAUAUUCCUGUAUCGUGAAAAAAAUUUCGAAAAUCCAAUUCGUUUUAAUGGAAAACAAUUUGAUUCCUAUACAUUACGUGAUUUCAUUCGAACCAAUGUUCCAGGAUUAUCAUUUCAAUUAAAAUCUUGUAUACCAGAAUUUGAUAAUCUGGCCAAAGAUUUUAUACGCGAUAAUAAAUCAGCUGAAAAACGUAAGAAAAUAUUAAAAAAUACUGAAAAACAAAUGAACAAUAUGAGAAAUGAAGAUCAUAAAAAUUCGGCAAAAAUUUAUGUAAAAAUAAUGGAAAGAAUUCUAGAACGUGGAGAUAUAUUUAUUGAAAGUGAAUUCGAACGUAUUCGUAACCUGUUGAAUGGUAAAUUAUCUGAUCAGAAAAAAGUUGAUCUCAAAAAUCGUCUGAAUAUUGUGGAUAGUUUUCGUUCAUUAUCCAUGACCAAAAUCGGCAAAGAUGAAUUGUAAUAAAAUUUACAACAACAAAAAAAUUUACUCAUUUCAUUUUUGAAUCGAUAGAUAAUUGUCUUAAUUUUGGAAAAAAAAAAUUUCAUUUUUAUUAUUCAAGUUUUAUUACUAAAAAUUGCUAGACAAAAAAUUUAAUAAAACAAACAAAACAAAAGUACAGGGAAUAUAUAAACUUUGCUAAUCUCAGAUAUAUAAGUGAUAUAAUUGUUAUAUAAUGAUUAAAAAUUGACUCAGUCCAUGAGUUUUUUUUGUUCAGAUGAUU